AUGGCCACCAUAAUUCGUAAUGUUUGGAAUUUCAAUGUUCUACAAGAAUUUAAAAUCAUUGAUAAGCUCAUCCCACUAUCAUCUUAUGCAUCAUUUGAUACGGAAUUUCCGGGAACAAUCUAUCGCCCGAAUAUCCCCAAACCCUUUAUUUCUUCGCUCUCUUCAAGCGACAACUACAUAUUGAUGAAAGCUAACGUAGAUAUUCUCAAAUUAAUCCAGGUUGGCCUCACUCUCUCUUUUGUACCCGACCCACAUUCUGGUAUUGUCACUUCAUUCGUUUGGCAAUUCAAUAUCAAUGAUUUCGACGUGGAUUCAGAUUUUCAGAACCCUGACUCCAUCAUUCUUUUAAAAGAACAUGGAAUCAACUUUGCCAGAAACAAAUCCUAUGGCAUUAGUUCAUAUUUGUUCGGCAAUCUUCUAAUCAGGUCGGGUCUUUUAUGUCGUGCUCGUCAUCUUACAUGGGUGACCUUCCACGGAGCUUAUGAUUUUGGGUUCCUUGUCAAGAUCCUGACACAAAGGCCACUUCCACCUAACUUGGUCAUGUUCAGGUUUUGCAAAGGGCUCUAUGGAGGUUUAAGCCGAGUAGCGGAAAUGCUAAAUGUGGAGAGGAUUGCAGGCCAGAGCCACCAAGCUGGAUCUGAUAGUCUUCUAACAAUGCAUGUGUUUUUCAAGCUUAGAGAAGUUCACUUUAAUAGGCAAUCCGAUGAUCAUCUUUGUUUGUUCAAGAACAUUCUUUAUGGACUCCAAUUGCCAGUCCUACAUCAACCCCGUCCCAUGCUGACAGUAGGGACAGUACCCAUUUGGCCGCAAUCUUCUAGUGUAGUUAUUUAUAAUGUCUAA
Impatiens glandulifera is the source of this 840-nucleotide messenger RNA. Its product is annotated as probable CCR4-associated factor 1 homolog 11. The record is from RefSeq and is a predicted model, not a curated record. The transcript has 2 exons. Gene Ontology annotation, cellular component: P-body; CCR4-NOT complex; CCR4-NOT core complex. Gene Ontology annotation, molecular function: nucleic acid binding; poly(A)-specific ribonuclease activity. Bases 1 to 840 code for a protein of 279 amino acids. Lineage: Eukaryota; Viridiplantae; Streptophyta; Magnoliopsida; Ericales; Balsaminaceae.